Molecule: messenger RNA, 2508 nt
Organism: Cyclospora cayetanensis
Lineage: Eukaryota; Apicomplexa; Conoidasida; Eucoccidiorida; Eimeriidae
Product: AF4/FMR2 family member 4
Exons: 9
Coding region: 1-2508 (835 amino acids)
Source: RefSeq, a predicted model, not a curated record
AUGCCGCGAUCCUUAGCCUCCGUUCCCCCAACAGCCUCUCCGAGCGAGCCUUCAAGACGCAGGAGCUCAAGCCGUUUGCGCAAAGCCUCCUUCACUCCCACGCAGUCUAAGGCGGCAGCAGGAGAAGGCGAAAGCAUCUCGCAGGAGAACCCCUCCAAACAGACUCCUGUCUCUCAGCGAUCCGGCAUUACAAAACGAAAAGCUAAACAGCAGAGGGGCCCCAUGGGGGCCCCCCUGCCGUCCCCUGGGCGCCCCUCAGCGGCGGAAAGGAAUCCCAGCAGCCGGCGCAGGAAGACUCCCCAGAGCAGCAAGGCUGCCAGUGCAGCAGCAGCAGCACAAGCAGCACAAGCAGCAGCAGCACAAGCAGCAGCAGCACAAGCAGCUCAAGGGAAGCAGACUAAGACUGCUCUGGGAAGAGGCUGUACCCGCAUGCCUGUUCGUAGGGGAGUGGCAAGGGAAGACUGCGACGGCAGCGUCAUCACCAGCAACGAGCCUAGCAGCGCAAGCAGCAAACGCAGCAGCAGCAGCAGCAGCAGCAGCGGCAGCAGCGACUCGGAAUAUGAUGAAGAUGCUCCCACACCCCUCCGUCGCAAAAGCUCCCAAAGCGCCUCUAGGGCGAAGGCGUCACUAAGCCCCCUAUUGUCUCGCCAUGUCUCCGAUGGCAUCAAGAGGCUGCACCAGCAGAGGUCUCUUCCAAAGCCUGCUGCUGCAGUUGCUGCUCCUGCUGCUGCUGCAGCCACUAGCAACAGCUGCAGCAGCAGCAGCAGCAGCAGCUGUGGCAGUGCAAGCUGCGGCUCAGGAGUCUUUGUGAGGGGAGGGCUCAUCGCGCUUCUUACGCCUCCAGAGUCUCCUAUUAGGGAGGGUUUGGUGCCUCGACGCAAGCCUGCCUCUCUGUUGCAGCUGGCAGAGACAUCGCCCAUAGAUGGUUUACGCAGUUCUCAGGGAGUCGUGCAGUCUGGCGAAGAUGCGGAAAGAGCGUCUGAAACUGCCAGUGCAGCAGCAGCAGCACAAGAAAAACAUCCGAUGCAGCACGAAGAAGACGAACCGAAUCAGGAGUUGCAGCAUCAGCAGCUCCAGAAUCAGACUGGAGGCGCUGUGGUGUCUCUGCUGCGCUCCUUCAUCAGGCCCUUCGUGCGCAACAACGCAGGGGAGCAGCAGCAUCAAAAGCAGGAGAAAGAGACACAGAAAUCGAAAGAGGAGGAGCAAGAAAGACAGCAGCAAGAAAGACAGCAGCAGCAAGAAAGACAGCAGCAGGAGGAGCACUUGCAAGAAGAUGCAGAGAAGGAGAUUUGGUAUGACAUCCACACGUCACAGGAGCGCAGUCGGGCAGUCUCCUCCACCGACCUUCAGGAGUUACACCCCAACGGCAGCAGCACCGAGGCGAAUGCGGAAGAAAGAAUUUCUUCGCAAUUCGAGGGGAAGUUCGUUUUGCUGCAGCUCAUUGAGGUUCGAGAGUGUCAGAAGACUCAUAAAUCUCCUGAAACGAUGGCUCCUACCAGUCCUCUUCUGAAAACACUCACGGAUCCUCGUGGGGGAGAGGCGCCUCGCAGUCCUCUCUCCCUUCUCCGGCGCAAAGCGUCGCAGGUGUCUCUUAGUCAGCCUCUUUCUCUCAGGAGUUCGCAAGGCUCUCCGAUUUCGACACUGAGGCAGUCUCAAACUGCUGCCGGGCAGCUCCUGCUCUCAGCCAGUCAAGAGGCGUUUGCUCGUGGAGCUGCUGGCUUCGUUCGCGCACCCAGCACGCAAAUCGACGGCUCUCCUCUUCGCUCGCAGCCUCCUGGCUCGUCGGAGAUUGGGAGAGGCUCCGUGAGGAGUCCGUUGCGUCAGCACGGAGGCUCUCCGGAGUUUGCGCUGGAAGUGGCUGCUGAGGCUGUAGUGUCUUGGAACGCGGAUAUCGCGGAAGUGCAUAAGCUGAUUCAGGAGCUUUUUCGCAGGCGAUAUGGAGAGCGGCACACCACAGACUUUGAGCUCCUGCCUCCUCCGAGACGCGUGGGGGGCGGAGAAAGUGGCUCCUCAGGAGCUCGAUGGGGGCCCCCUCAGGGGCCCCCUCAGGGGCCCCUCUCUGCUCGCUGGGUGUUCGAACUCCCCGCCGUCGAGGGGCCCUCUGUCCCCCUUGCCGACGACUUCGUCAGACUAGGGGCCCCCCGAGCUGCCUCGCUGAGUUCGGCAGGCUCUGGGCUGCUGCUGCGGAGUGCCUUGGCCGCCUAUUUCAUGGUGAAGGGGGCCCCUCCGAGGACCCUCAGGAGGCCCAGCGAGGCCCCUGAGGAUUCGGAUGGUGAGGGUUCUUUUAGCGAUUUGAACAGUCCCCUGGGGGGCCCCCCACAGUCCCCUGGGGGGCCCCCCCCCCCAGUUGGCGCGAACGCUUCGGAAGAUCUCCCCGAGCAGGCCGGUAGUUGCUCGACGCCGAAGCAGGAGGCAGCUCUGCUGCUUCUCGAAACGGGGAGACACGGGCAGACCAGGCAAGAGGAGGCCUCUUAUCCUCACCUGGGCGCAAGAAAAACAAACUCUUGA